AUGGAGUCCAAUGCAAAUGGUCGGCUUCCGUCGCGAGACACUUAUCUCAAGCGAUCUCUAGGAACGUUGUCUCGUCGCAUUCGCAAUUCUCGCGUCUUGCUCGUCGGCGCUGGUGGAAUCGGUUGCGAGCUCCUCAAAAACCUACUUCUCACCGGUUUCGGUGAAAUUCACAUCGUCGACCUCGAUACCAUCGAUCUAAGCAACCUGAACCGGCAGUUCUUGUUUCGCCACGAACAUAUUAAGAAAUCCAAGGCACUGGUAGCGAAGGAAGUCGCUCAGAAAUUCCGACCUGAUUCGAAACUAGAAGCAUACCAUGCCAACAUCAAAGACGCCCAGUUCAACAUCGACUGGUUCGCCACAUUCGAUGUCGUUUUCAAUGCCCUUGAUAAUUUGGAUGCUCGUCGCCAUGUGAAUCGGAUGUGCCUCGCUGCAAACGUACCUCUGGUGGAAAGCGGAACAACGGGGUUCAAUGGCCAAGUUCAAGUCAUCAAGAAGUCUCGUACUGAGUGCUAUGAUUGCAACCCGAAAGAAGUGCCAAAAUCUUUCCCUGUUUGCACCAUUCGAAGCACGCCAAGCCAGCCCAUACACUGCAUCGUGUGGGCAAAAAGCUAUCUCCUCCCCGAGCUUUUUGGUACUAGUGAAACCGACGGUGACGAAGACGGAUUCGACCAUAGCAAAGAUGCAGAGAACGCGGAGGAGAUUGAGAAUUUACGCCGCGAAGCAAAGGCCCUCAAAGCAAUUCGAGAAUCUAUGGGCACUGAAGGAUUUGCACAGAAAGUUUUUGACAAAGUCUUCAAGGAGGAUAUCGAGCGUCUGUGUGCAAUGGAGGAUAUGUGGAAGACACGUAAACCCCCAACUGCCCUCAAUUAUGAGUCUUUACAAGAAAGAGCCAGUUCAGUUGAGGCAACUAUUUCUCAGAAUGACCAGAAAGUUUGGACACUAGAAGAAGAUUUUGCAGUCUUCAAGGAUAGUCUGCAUCGCUUGAGCAUCCGACUAAGGGAGCUUCAAGCGAACAAAUCUGGCAACAUUGAACCGAUAAUCACAUUCGACAAGGACGACGUCGAUACUUUGGACUUUGUUGCCGCCAGCGCCAACCUACGGUCUGUGAUUUUUGGUAUUGAAUCAAAAUCAAAAUUCGAUAUCAAGCAAAUGGCUGGAAACAUUAUCCCCGCGAUUGCUACCACCAACGCAAUGACAGCCAGUCUCUGCGUUUUGCAAGCAUUCAAAGUGUUGAAGGAUGAGUACGAUCAUGCUAAGAUGGUCUUUCUUGAGCGCUCUGGAGUUCGAGCGAUCAAUUCCGACAGUUUACGACCACCAAACCCAUUCUGCGCCGUUUGCUCCGUGGCAAAUGGAAAUAUCAAGGUGGAUCUAGAAAAUGCAACGUUGAAUGACCUGGUUGAAGAUAUUAUUCGCGGCAAGCUCGGUUACACCGAAGAAUUCUCUAUCAACACAGACGCUGGCAUGAUCUAUGAUCCGGACUUGGAUGAUAAUUUACCCAAGAAGCUUGUUGAUCUAGGCGUCCAGGCAGAAACUUUGCUGACCAUCAUUGACGAGAGAGAUGAUGACCCUUUCGUUAAUCUAGAACUAGUCGUGGAAGGAAGCAAAAAAACCGGUGAAGAUGACAAAGCAGUCACCCUCGUCAGAGAUAUCAAGAUCCCGAAGAAGCCCAAGCAAGCGCCCGUCGAGGAACCCCUCGUCGACGGUACGGCUCCGAAUGGAGUUGUUGGAAAGAGGAAGCGUGCAGAAGAAGAGACCGCCCUAAACGGCGAACCUGACGCAAAGCGUCUUGCAGCCACCAAUGGCACCAACAACGAGCCUAUCUUGCUUGACGAUCCUGACACUGGCGCGAUUUUGAUUGACGACGACUAG
Molecule: messenger RNA, 1869 nt
Organism: Talaromyces marneffei
Lineage: Eukaryota; Fungi; Ascomycota; Eurotiomycetes; Eurotiales; Trichocomaceae
Exons: 9
Coding region: 1-1869 (622 amino acids)
Biological process (GO): protein sumoylation
Cellular component (GO): SUMO activating enzyme complex; cytoplasm
Molecular function (GO): SUMO activating enzyme activity
Source: RefSeq, a predicted model, not a curated record